AUGGCGACCCCUCCCAAGUUCAAGAUCCUCAUCGUGAACCCCAACAGCUCCAAAGCGAUGACGGAGGGGAUGAUCUCGGCCAUCUCCAACACGACACUUAGCGAGAAUUUAGAAAUUUCUGCGUAUACCGCCCCAAGCAUUGCUCCCGCCAGUAUCGACGACGACGCGGGGAUACGAGACAGCACCCAAGCCGUGCUGAUAGACAUUAUGGCCGGGAAAUUUCACUUAACAAGCUACGACUCCAUUCUUGUUGCAUGCUUCAGCGUCCACAUUCUCGUCGAAAAACUUUCCGCUCUCACCAGGGCUCCCGUUACUGGCAUUUUCGAGGCUAGCAUACUUACAUCGCUCUCCCUCACUACAUCAGCCGAGUCCUGGGGCAUCGUCACUACAGGGGCGUUCUGGGAGAGGCAUCUGGGCGACGGCGUCAACGCAUUCUUGGGGCAGACGGUCGGACAGACAAAUGCCAGAUUUGCGGGGACUUUCUCCAGCGGAUUGACAGCAGGCGACUUUCACACUGUGUCGCCAGAACAAGUCCAGGCCAAGCUAAAGGACGCCACAGUCCGGCUUUUACAAGCUUCCAAAGUUCGCUGUGUUGUCAUGGGAUGUGGUGGAAUGGCCGGUCUGGAGAGCAUCAUCCGAGGCGCUGCUGUCGAAGUGUAUGGGAAGCAGCGAGGCGAGUCUGUCUACAUAGUUGACGGUGUCCGGGCGGGUGUGCUGCAGUUGCACCAAACGAUGCUCAGCAGACGCGAGUUUGCAUAA
Messenger RNA from Cordyceps fumosorosea ARSEF 2679, 759 nucleotides. RefSeq names its product Asp/Glu/hydantoin racemase. The coding region runs from base 1 to 759 and encodes 252 amino acids. NCBI's taxonomy places the organism in Eukaryota, Fungi, Ascomycota, Sordariomycetes, Hypocreales, Cordycipitaceae. The record is from RefSeq and is a predicted model, not a curated record. The transcript has 2 exons.